This is a messenger RNA of Volvox carteri f. nagariensis, 855 nucleotides long. RefSeq lists its product as uncharacterized. Lineage: Eukaryota; Viridiplantae; Chlorophyta; Chlorophyceae; Chlamydomonadales; Volvocaceae. The coding region runs from base 1 to 855 and encodes 284 amino acids. The record is from RefSeq and is a predicted model, not a curated record. The transcript is spliced from 4 exons.
AUGGCUUUUGCAACUCCAGAAUACUGGGAAGCACACUAUCAGGAGGCCAACGGCGAACACAUCGACUGGCUUUGCCAGUAUUCCACGCUACGCAAGGUAGUUCUUCAUUACCUCAGGCAGUGGAAGCGGCCUUUGCCGGCCAUCCUGUUGCUUGGCACUGGCCUGUCAACAUUUGCGGAGGAGCUGUACGACGGGGGCUACUCCCCCAUCAUGGUGCUCGAUUUCGCGCCCACAGCCGUCCAGGAACAUCAAAAGCGUACGGCAAAGCCCCCGCGCGGCGGCCUCACUGUCGUACAGUGCGAUGUGGCAGAUCCCGAGUGGCCGGAGGUGGAUGAGGCGGGGAUGCGGUACGGCAUCGUCGUGGACAAGGGCCUUAUCGACUGUCUGCUGACCUCCCCCUCGGGCAUCGACCGCGCCUCCGCCGCCAUCACCAACGUCUGGAGCCACAUGACCACCCCGGCUGUGUGGAUUUCCGUGUCGCACUCUCCACCCGCCGACAGACGGGACUUGUACUGCCUCUCCGGGGCCGCCGUCGCCGGCACCACCAGCGUCUACUGGCACAACAUCCAGGUCAAGCGGGUACGACUUCCCCCCCUGGAGUACUCCAGUAAGACUGCCGUACAAGGAAAGGAGACGCUGGAGGACUACAACGAUUGGGAGGGGGCGGGUUUGGGGUCGGGGCCGGGAGGGGCCCCACGGGGGGAAGUAACCCCGGGGGAAAAGGCGCGGUCGGCGACGCAGGUGCCGUACAAACCGUCUGAGGCGGGGGACGGACAGGGACAGUCGACGGGGGAGCUCCCAGGUGCUGACGUGUUUCGCGAUGACGUGGCGUACAUCUACAUCCUCACGAAGUAG